Molecule: messenger RNA, 7924 nt
Organism: Haliotis rubra (blacklip abalone)
Lineage: Eukaryota; Metazoa; Mollusca; Gastropoda; Lepetellida; Haliotidae
Product: pro-neuregulin-2, membrane-bound isoform-like
Exons: 5
Coding region: 889-1419 (176 amino acids)
Biological process (GO): animal organ development; nervous system development; intracellular signal transduction
Molecular function (GO): signaling receptor binding
Source: RefSeq, a predicted model, not a curated record
AUUGUGCUUGUGGUUGAGGUUUCAUGUGACUUUUAGAGCAGUGGAAAAUACUGAUCAUAUAGGAAGCUGACAGGAAUCGACACAUGUUGCAAUGUUUCUUUAUUACCUGUUUUUUUGUGAAUACUUCGUGAUUCAGUUUCUUGUUCCAUUUCCAUUUCAGAGUGAAGUGUUUGAAAGCAGGCUGUUUUAAUUACAUGUCGUGUUGCAUACGAUUGCCUCAAAGGAAAGCCUGAGCUGAAUGCAGUCUGAUAUUGCUGUGAGGCUUGUUGUAGUGUUCAAAUGUGAAUUGCAUGUUUUCUUCAAUCUGUUGUUGCAUUUCCAUGUUAGGACUUGUCAGUUUCACUCUGUGUCAAAUGCAUUCGGUUUGAGUCACUGGGUAUUGAGUAUUUCAGCUGUGUUUGGUUUGGAAAUGUUGUAAUUGUUCUGGUGCUGUCAAUCAGACACAUCAGUGGAAUUGUGCCAUAGUUUGUUGAUAAUAUUUGACAGAAGUAGUAUGCUUUGCAGGAUCAUAUUUGUGUACACUAUUCAUAAGGUGACAAAACCUUCCAUAUUUUAUUUACUCAGUAAUGACAUUGACUAAGCAAAGACUGUUCUGUAUCUCAUACCAGGAUUGAUUAGUUGUGCUAUUAUUUGGAUUCAUGAGGGCAGCUCACUUUGAUCAUCAUUUGGAUAUAUGGAACUGAGUUUGAUUAUUUUCAACUGUUAAAACAUUGAGAAAGGUAUGAUACUUUAUGGAUGACAACUUCUUAUUAUAUUAUGAUGCGACAUUUCGGUAUAGGUUACACUCUUCUAAAUAAUUGUCAUUUGGAUAUUUGAAACUGGUUUGGGUUUUUUACAACUCUGAAAACACUGUGACAGUGGUGAAAUGUAUUGAAAAAAUAGGUUAAAAUGAAUUUAUCAGCUCUCAUAGAAACAUGUGUAGUUUUACCCAUGUUUAUUUCACUGAACAAUGCAAACCCAGCACAUGACAUAGACUGCACCAAACCUGGAGCAAAACCAUAUGCCUGUGGAAGGGUUCCAGGCAAGCCCACAACUCCAGCCCCUGUCCCGGACACCACGACUGAAGCCUUUUCACAUCGGAAGCCAUGUACUGAUAGUGAAAAGCACAAAAAGGGAUGCCUCCAAAAUGGAGAAUGUUUUGCUGUACAUUUAGGUGGAAACAGAACACUAUCUUGCAAGUGUCCAGAGAUGUUCACAGGUCAGAGAUGUGAAGAGCUAUCACCUGAUAUCUUCGAAAAAUUACGAGAGGAGGAGAAGGUUGUGACAGCCAGCAUAGCAGCCGGUGUGUCAGUACUCAUCAUUUCAUUGACAAUGGGGAUAAUAUAUGCUGUUGUCAAAGUUAAACGAAGACGGAAUCGCCAGGAGACACGGCUGAAUGGGGUUCCAAAAAAAUGGAAAUCUUUUGAGGCCAAUAAAUGAGAAUGAUAGCCCUGAUGAAGGAGAUGAGUCAAUAACAGAAGAUGAGAAAAAACAGACACUUUUAUACAAUAACCACCUUUUAAAUGACAUACACAACUGCAACAGAGAAACAAAUGUAUGAUCAAGACAACCAGGGGUGGCCAUCUUGUUUUCGUUAUGUGACCUUGACCCUAGCAUUUAUCAUGUGACCCCAUGUAAAGCACACAUCAAGAAUACUUCAUCGUUCAUAUCAUUAUCAAUGUUGGCACCAAUACAGUGGGCCAUAUACAACAAGCAUAUAUGAGUGCCAUAGAGUAACAACUGAAGUAUAUAUGAUAUUCCGAAGAACAGUUUUAGUGUGACAUCGGUUAAAAGCCACAAGAGAGAAAAUGACAAGAAUGUAUGAAUGAUGAAUCAUCCUUAUGCAAUUUCCAUACUGUGCAACGCCUGGAAACCAGACAGUCGUGGAAUUCAGAUAGGUGGAAAGAUGAUGGAUAUAUGGCAACUACAUCAGUACACCUUCAACACAGACGACAGUACACAUCUUCCUGGAACAUGGAUUACCUUGUUUGUGAGCCAGAUUGAAAUCUACAUGUGAUGAUGCUUGUUUCCUUUGGUUGUGAAAUGGGCACGAGCAAGUCACAACAGUGAUGAUAGGACAUCAACAGCUAAUUUCUAGGUUUUGUAACCUACAACUACAAGCUUAGAAACAAAUGUGUUCACAGAUUCAUGGAGACCCUUCUUGUUUUUUGGCUAGUCAGUGAUUUUGUUCAGUUUGAAACCAAGAAGAUGGCACCCCUGUUGCACCUUCUGAUUUUAGUCACAAAACUGACUGGAAGGAUUGUGUUUCUGACGGCAAUGGGACAAAUGAAAUGCAUUGCCCACAGGGACUGCUCUUUCAUGGAAAAACAGAUUCUGUGAUCUACAGUUGGUGAAUUGAUUCUGCCAACUGGCAAGUGGCCAUUACUGUAUGUAUAUGACCUUUAAUGAUUGAUCUGUGUGACCUUUGUCACACAUGACAUGUGACAUGGUGACCUUUGACACAGUGUGACCUUGAUCUGUGACACAGUCCAAAAACAUAUCACGGCUGAUAACCUCUUACUAUCACGAAAUGCCUUGUUUUUGAAACAAGUGGUGCUUUAUGGACUUUCAUAUUUCAUAUUUAUUGGUUUAAUCUACUGAAUGUAUGUCUAAAUUAUUUUUAAGAGCAAACUAGGCAGAUAACAUAUAGUGAUAUGUAUCCAGAAAUGAUAUUGAAGAAUUUAGCAAACAAAUCUUCACGUCUUUUGCAUUAGAAGGCGAUGAAGUAACACUGAGUUCUUUUCCCAGUUUUAGAAGCAAGUUCUAGCAGAAAAACAUUUUUUCUUAGGUAUGUUCUACCCUUCCCCUAAAUUCUUAGAAAUAGUACGCAAAAUACUAUUGAACUUAUUAAACAGGCCAGACAUUUUUUUCCUUUAUGGUGGGUUUACGGAUUUGAUAAGGCAGGUGAAAAAAAGCCCAUGAUUUUUUACUUGGAUAUGUGGGUAAUAUGAAAAUAGGAAAUCCUGGUCUGGGUUAAUAAAUCUAAUAUCUGAUAGCAGUAUCUUAUUGGGAUUUCAUUAUCAAAGCAAUCUUAGCAAAUGGUAGUCAAAAAGCCCUGAGUGUUCUGAUUGUUUUUUCUGACUUUUCAAUCCGUAAACUAAGCCCAAAAAGAACCAAACACUGCAAGGCCUUAGCUUUAAAUUGUGAUACAUUCAGUUUGUAUACAUACAUUUUUAUGCCAGAUCAAUGUUAGAGCUUGUUUUACAACUUAUCAAACACACAUUAGAUCUGAAACAAAGUGGAACACUGAAGAACAAGCAAAAAUAUAAAUAUCUUUAUUAAAAAAGGAAUCAUCCAGAUAGUUUGUUAAAAUAUACACCAGAAAGGUUAUUUAGAAAAGCAUAGUUUCAAUAAAACAACACAUUUUACUCUCUGGACAUUCAUUUUCAGAAAGUUUGCAGGCUGUCAUGUUUGAUAAAAACAAACUACCUUUUGAUCAAAAUAUCUCACUGCAAAAGUAAACUCUUCUAAAUACUGUAAUAGAAAAGCUGUUAUUUAUCAGGUGUUUGUAAUACGUAAGGAUAAAUUCAUGUUUUAUUACUGUCAUGAUACAUUUAGAAUAUUCUACUACAACUACUAUUGGCCACCUGGCCAAAAUAUUGAAUACAUUCUGUUUGUUUAAUAAUAAACUUAGUCUGGCCUGAACUUAAAUGAACAAACAUGCACAAUGUCCUUGAGAACCAAAGCGUAUGUGUCAUUUGGCAGGUGAUAGUUGUACAAUAGUGCCAUACUGAUGUGGAAACAUACCAUGUUUGUUAUAGUGAGACCUUAAUAACAUCCUGAAUUAUGCAAGUUGCUUGAUGUAGAUAUAAUACCUGUCAACAUGUGAAUGUGAGAUUUUAUCAAGGGGAAGUCAUUUUAUAAAGUUUUUAGCAUAUUAAUCAUUUUAUUAGAAUUGUCCAUUGUUUAUGCUUGUGUACUCAUAUUGUUUGCAUAUCUGUUACAGAUUGUGAAAUUUUGUUUACCUUUCAACAAUUGACCAAACUUGUUAAUCAAGAACAUCUAUCUAUACAAAUAUGUAAGCAUGAACCAAAUAUUUCUUUUAUUCACUUUUGUGUGUGUUCUAAUCUAGAUUUGUGUUACUAUUCUUUUGCAACUUAUUCAACAUGUAAAAUAAAGGAUGCGCAAACAGUUCUUUAGCAUAGCUUCUUAGGUAUUUGAGUAUUAUUUGGAGCAAAAAGAAAAGUGUCAUACUAACUGAAAAUCCAAAUUUGCCAGUUCAUUUAAAAAAGCAACAAAGUAACUUUCACUAAUCAUUAGAAAUCUUUGCAUAAAGCAGAACCCACUGCAAGUUCCUAACUAUAUUCUUAGCAUGUUUUCCAUAAAUUACUCUCAUAUAGGGAUAAUUCAGGUGUCUACAAAAGAUAAGCACAUCCUGUCCCAAGGAUGGAACCCAUCACAAACACAUGUGAAGGCAAGUCAAUUGUUCAGCUGAAAAACAUGGAGAACAUGGUACAAGAAUAAAUAGGGGAAUGCAUCAGACAUAUGUUUUGCCAAAGCAAAGUUUCUGCGUUAUAAUGAAUUGUAGUUAAAUUGCAAUGUUUUAUUGUGGUUAUCUCAAGAUUAUCUCAAAAUCACCCAAAUGAUAAUAUCAAAGUAAACCAAAUUAUUAUUCCCUUGCACCGUGCAGACUACACAAAGUAACACAGGCUCUGAAACAUAAUUCAUCUUGAGCAUGUACAAGCCAGUAAUGAAACAACUCAUAAUUCAACUGCUCAUGUCAAACUUGAUGUUUGUUGUUAUAUUUUAUGCAGUUUGAAUUGUCAGAAAGCCAAACAAUAUCUCCUUGAUAUUAGACUUUACUAAAUGAAUAAACUUCAAAGAAUAUAGCAGUGUUCAUGUAUUUUUUCAUAUCUUUCUUUUUUGGCUCAUAGAUACAAUGUCGUGAAACGUUAGACAUAAUGCUAUUGUAGGGAUGAUAUGAUGUUUCAAAAGUACAUUAGGCCUAAAAAAUAAAGUUGUGGUUCCGAUUACCCGACCGACCCUUGAAUUCUGGUGCUGACCCUAGAUUUUUUAAGUGGUGUAAAUAAAAUAAGCAUUCAGAUACCAUUGUUUUUUCCCCGGCACCGAUGGACAUCGGUCAUUCUGAUAGAGAAAGUCGACAUGAUGUCAGCAAGCUUGAUUAAGUAAACAAUUACACAUUGAUAAAUGUGUUAUUAGUUUGUACUUUACUUCUAAAAUAAAUGUAAAAAAAUAUAUUCCUACCUACUCUAAAUUUUAAAGAGCUGUAAUCGGGAACAACAACAUUUUUUUAAUAUGGCCUUAUAUGAACAAAUUUUAAUAGGUAGGUCUCUAGUAGAAAUGUCAGUUGACUGUAUUCACAUGGCACAUUGGUUAAUCUUUAUUAUCAUUUUGAUCACAGUCAUGAAUCUUUUAUGCAUCUGUUGCAGCAGUUUGAGGAUGAACUGUGAGCCAGUCAGAGUAAGCAUUAUAUAUAGUAACUGAAGAUGUUGCAACCAGCAAGCAAACAGUAUUCCUUCAGACACAGAAUUUGGGUAUGUCACAUAUCCAUUUAGUGCUGUUUGAUGUAGAAAGCUGUUGUCAAACUACCAGAGGACUUGCUGGUAGGCCUUGGGUGGCAGGGUGAGCAAGUGGUUCAUACAGAUAGCUUGGGUUUGAUUCCCAGAUUUCUUGGUAUCCUGUGAUGUGUGAUGCCUGGAUCAUUGCAAAAACAUCCAAAAUCCACCCUUGCUCACUCACUCAUUCCAAACAGGCCUGCCUGCUGCAUAUGACCGACAAGUAAAUUUGGAAUUAAAUGAAAUUUCAGUGGAGUCUGUGUUACUGUAAAAAUUGUUAAAUCUUUUGCAAAAUAAAUAGUAUCUAAAAUAGAUAAUAGAAGAGACCUGACCUGCUUCAGAGAACAACCUAAGCAUGUUUCUUUACUAUUGCACCCAUCUGAUUCCUUCUACUAAAAUAUUUACAUUUGAUUUUAAGCAUUACUCUUGAUGAAGCAAGUAAGACAUUAAGUUUACUUAAUACAAUUUUCAAGCUAAUAGUAAUAAUUGUGUCUGAAUGUUUUUCUCAUAUUCUGGAAGGAAAGAUACGCAUAUUAUGAUAAAUAAACAGAAGGUUAGUCAUUACAAAUGCUAAAGCCUGCAGAGUGUAUGCAAUCUCUGGAUGCAUUUGUCUUAAAAAGGAUUUGCCUAGUUGUGCUUUCAGGUGCAUGCAGUACACACUUAAUGUAGAAGCUACACUGCCUUACACCAAUCAAAGGAUUGCUGAUGUUGUCAGCGAACCUUUGUGUUUCUUACAGCAGGAAAUUAUUACUUGAACAUGUCAGUAGGUUGACAGAUGGUUUCAUCAUUUUGGUUUGAGGAUGUAGCAGGUUUCCAAAGAAUCCAAUCAAGAAAUUCAUGUUGAAGUUUGUUUUUAGCAUUUUGUGAAUUAUUCAUUAGGGUCAUGAAAGCGGCCAAUUAAGAAAGUAUGCCUCACAUGAGACUUCCAUGUGAUAACUGUUGACAAUUGUUGAAAGUACUGUUGAGUUUUGAAAAUGACAGGUCUGUUAGCCCAUCGGUUGCUCAUUAUAUUAUUAUAGUACAUCUGUGUGUCUGUGUAACACAUACUCAUAUGUUUUGUAAGGACUUGGUUUAAUGUCAUUGCAGCUCAACUGAAACUUAAAGGGAAGUAAAUACUGAAACAGUACUUUUUUAAGUUUUUAAGAAGUACUGGUAAUGUAGUAACAUUGUAGUGAAUCUGUAAGGGACAUUUAAUUAAUCAGAUAUUUCAAAUGUUGAACUAAUUUAAUGAUGGGUACAAUGUAUGAAGUCCAUUUCUGGUGUUCCCUGCCAUAUUGCUGGAACAAUGCUAAAAGUGGCUUAAAACUAAAACUCACUCACGCAUUCAUUAAUUUAAGGAUUUCGCUAAUGUCAAAUGUACUGACUCUCGGAUAAAUUUCCUUGACAAUUUUGCUUAUGAUGCUUGUAGUGUUAACAUAUCAAAGUGGACACAUUGAGGUAGAAGGUAAUUUCAGUCAGCAGAACUAUUCUAUAUUCUGGUGACCAUUGUGUCAUCUUACCUGAGUGAUAUUUAUAUAUUUUCAUUGCAUCAAAUCCUUAUAACAGUCAUCUCAUUAGCACAUACUGAUUUCAUAUCAAUAUUAGGGCAGAUUAAUAUGUUUUUCCCAUUUUUGACUUAUCAUAUGAAUUAUUUUAUUUGCCAUACUAAACCAUAUUAAUUUUAUUUAUUGUUUUGUUUAAAUAGUGGGUAAUCAUUUGUAUUGGAUAUUAAACAUUCAGAUUCUGGUAUAUUUAAUCUUAUUAAAUUCCUAGAUUUAGUAUGUAGUAACCAAGUUUUUGUCCAAAGUCCAAAAUGUUUGUCAUUGCUCAAAAUGAAAAACAUGCAAACUUCAUACUGAAUGGAAAAUGAUCAUAUGCAGUUCACAGUUUGAAAUUAGUUGUGAUAAGAUACUCCUUGCCAGGUUCAUUUAUUAAAUUAAUUUGUUAUUUGUUGUUUAUUUGCUGACAAAUGAUAGGCUUGAUGUAUUGAUUUAUUUUAGCAAUAACCCUUUCAAUAAACCAUAGCAUUUCAUUCAGUGUUCGGAUCCAAAGUUUUCUUUAAGAAUGCCUGAAAAACUGCAGUUUCCAUUUUAAAUAUCUUGAAGCUUAAGUUUGCCAAAAUGUGAGCUUUUUUGAAAAAAUUUGUUGAAAAGAAAUUUAUCUGACUUUCAGAUUGAUAAUAUUACAUGUGCAUGUGUAGUUAAGAGAAAUAGUUGAAUGAAUACUUAUUGGGUUUUUAAGUCUGUUUUUGAUAGCUUAUGAAACAUGAGUACUAUCUACAUGUAAAAAGACAAAACUCUAGCAUUGUUACAUAUGUGCUUACAGGUAUGUCUGAUAUCUUGUUUUGGGGUUUAUGCUGCGUGUAGUACAUUUUUGAAAUGCAGUGAAAGAAUUGUUGAAUUUGUAAAUAAAAUGAUUUACAUGUAAAAAAUAAUAAAUUUUUCAAUGUA